GUUUUAUUAAAAUGCAUAUCAUAAAUAAAGUUUUUUGUAUAUAACAAUUUUUUUUCUUGCUUACAAGUAUAAAUAAAAAAAAAAACGAUAUUAUCAAGACAAGACCAAAAAUCUGAACAUCUUGUCUUGAUAUUGCCUCAAUAAUUUAUUCUUAAUCUUAUCUUGACUUGUCUCGAAAAUGGAAGAAUUUAAUGGCAAAACGAGACAAUACCAAGAUUAGUUUUGGUAUCUCGUGCAACCCUAUAUUUACAUGUAUUAUAAUAAAAUUUAACAUUUUAGUUUGCCAUAUUAAAUCCACUAUUAUAAAAUUAAGCAUUUUUUUCGUAGCUAUUAUGUUGAUCUUUAAAAUAAAAUCAAAAAGAAACCUUAUCUUAAUUUUGUGGAAAAUAUACGUAUUUUUCACUUUUAUUUCAUUUACGAUACGGUAAGCAGAUUAAAAGAAUGGAACUAACAAAAGCGUGGAUUUUUUGUGAACAAUCUUAUCCGUCAUCUUUAAAAUGAGCCUAGAAAGGAGUCGUUGUCUUCUUUUUUUUUUUUUUUUUGUGAAAACUGAAUGUAAUCUUAAAAUUUGCUCUGUUUGUUCUAUUUUUUUAAUCUUACAGCAGUAAUUUUGAUUUUUUGUCUCAAUUCUUGCAAAAGUUUAUAACAUGUUCAGAGUUAUUAAUUAUAAAAAAUAUCAAAAUUGCAAUUUUUAUCAACCUUUACAACAUAUUUCUCAAAAUCCUGACACAUUUUACACCCAGAUUUAUGAUUUCGCAAUCAGAAAUAUAUAACAGAAAUCUAUGACAGAAAAUUAUCUAUAAAAUUUUAAGGCAAAAGAAAAAUCUGAAAAUUUUUUUACUGUUUAUUAUAAUCGGUUUUUUGUUCUUCUCUUUAGAAAAUUUCCUUUUUGUAUUUACUUCGGUUUUGUUACCGAAAUAAAUAUAAUCCGACUUGUCUCAAAACAAGCAAAAGACAUUGAAAGUAAAACUAAUAAAUCUGAAAUUCUAAUAGAAAGGUUAGACCUCAAGAAGAAGUCAUUGAUAAACCGCAUAUAUUUAGACCACAGAACGUGAGUAACAUACUGCAUCGUCAAUGAAGGACAACCGAAGCAAGAAGGUCAAAUACUUUCCAAGAUGGAAUACUUUCAAUUACUCAUAGACUCAAGAAAGAAUUCUCAAACACAAUGUUGAUUGUCAAAGUCGAUUGUUAAAGUACUGUAAUAUUCACAUUACGUUUCUAAAUCUACAUAUGCUUAUUUAAUUUUAAUCAAUAAAGUAAUUAAAAUUUUCACUGUAAAAAUAAUUUCAAAUCUAUAUAAUACUUAAAGAAAAAAUAAUACAUAAAUAACAAAUAAAGAUAUAAGCUAUUAUGUGGAUAUUAUAUGUAAUACUUAUUUUAUUUUUAGUAUAAAUUAUUGUUUUAAAAUCAUUAAAUCUUUUUUCAUCAUAUAGUUUAUAUUAUAACUUGUUUAAUUAAUGUAAUUUUAAGAGACAUAUACGCCUAGAUGUGUCGAAACAAAGUCUAACUUUGCAAUUUUUUUAAUAUAAAAAUACAAAGAGAUAAACAAGUUUAAUUCAUUCCAUUGUAAAUGUUAUAUUUUUCUUUACAUUUAUAUUGUUUUAAUUCAAAAAUAUUUAUUUAAAAAAUAAUAUAAAAUAAAAAUAAAAAUGUCUAUUUAAGUCUUUUCUUAAACGUUUUGUUUAGUUAAAAAAAUUUCAAAAAAAUUCUAAGAAUUUAUAAUUUUUAGAGCUUAGACGAAGGAUUCAAAUAUAUUACAUAAUCAAUUUAUUCAAAUAACUUAAAGUAAACAAAAUAAGCAUGAAUUUAACUAUGUAGUUAUAUAUCUCUAAUCACAUAACAUGAAAAUGAUAAUUAACUCCAAAAAUAAACAAUUUACAAAAAUGUUUUAAAUAAAAAUUGUAUGGUCUGUGAAAGUAGAAAAAUAACAGUAAAAUUAAUUUUAAAAAUAAUAUAUUUUUCAAGAUUACAUGAAGUUUAUUGACGUUUUUUAAAAUUAAGUUACGUGAUUUUUCAAAUAUGACCUUUUUAGUUAUUUUGGACUUAGAAAAAGUAUUAUUAUAAGAUAUAGUUGCAACAAAUGAGUAUAGUCUAAAGUAUUUAUAAAAUAUUUUAUACUAUAUUCGUGAACUAUUCAUUUAUUUGUAAUUGUACUUUAAAGAUAUUUUGAUUCUACAAAAUAUGAACUAAAAAUUUCUAAUUUAACUCUAAAUUUUUAGAAGAUAUUGACAACUGUCCGAUUUACAAUCAAGUAUAAUAAAAAUUUUACUUUUUCUGGCAAAAGAAAAUUUCCUUAAAAAAUUUGAAAAAUCGAUUUUUUUUUAAACUUUGCUAGUUUUACAAAAAUUAAUUUUCUAAUUUGGUUAUAAGUCGGAUUACAUUUGUAUAAAUUAAGAAUUUUUGCUUAAAAUUAUUUCUGUAUCUUAUAUGGCAACAAAAAAUGUUUUAUAGUCCAUAUAGAUUUCUAAAUAGUGGCAAAAAAUAUUUUUUAGCGUUAAAAAAAAUUUAUAAAAAAUAUUCAUAAUAUUUUAUAUCAAAUCAUGGUGAAAUAGAAAAAUAUUGUAUUUUUAAUAAACAUUUUUGUAAACUUUAGAAAAGUAAACCCUUCUUUUAUUUUAUGUAAGAGACUUUUAUUAAUAUUAAAUUUUUUUUAUAUUUGUUAAAUAAUUUGUGAAGAGUAAUUGAUGCUCUCUUUCUAUUUCAUAAGAUCCGUCUCUCCUGUAUACAUUACUGUUUUACUGUGCGCAUGAGCGAAAAAUGGACCUCAUCUACAAUUACUAGUAGCGGAGUUGCACCAGUUUAGCGCGAGCUACUGCUCAGGAGAUAUCCGUGGGAGUUUUGUUUGUUCUAAGCAAACAAGAAAAGAUGCCUGGCUACCAUCAGCCUAAUUCCUUAGAAGGUCUUAGUUUGGGAUGCGUGUGCCAGCAACUCAUCAAGAUAUGCCAACGCUUGCAAAUGCUUUCGCAGCAAUCAUCCACAACACAGAUGCUAGCCUUCGCAAAACAAACAAUCAGACCAUACUACAUAAAUGGAUUACCGAUUUAUUUGCGCUCUCAAGUUAUCAAAAUAACAUUGAGAAUGCUAAACAAUCCAUCAGUUGUCGGCUUGACACUCACUUCCGUACCUGACGCAAUGUAUAUUUUGAUCCUUCUUCUAAACAAUAAUAUAAAACAGCUGAAAAUCAAUCUCUGUUGCUAUUACGGCUGUAGUCAUCAAACAUCUCUCUUAAAAUUACUUGCUUUAGAGGGAGUUGGACUUGAAUCAUUGAACUUAACCCGUUCCACGUUAUUGAGCUUAGAUUGUCAAUUGUUGCAAUCGGCAUUAUUAAAUAUGAAGAACUUGUCAAAUCUAAUACUUCGAAAUAUAGCCAGCGAUUCUGUGCUUGAGAUCAUAGGUAAGAGUUGUCCAAAACUCGUAAUUUUGGAUAUAGCUUGCUCUAAACAAGUGACAAAUACAGGAUUAAAACAGCUACUUUUUCAAAUGGAACUGCAAGACAAGGUCUCUGUCUCGUCUAAAGAACAUACCAGCUGGUCGAGAUUUAAAAGAAUGUUCAGAACAUGGGAGAUAAGAAACUUUAGAUCGGAAAAGAGAUUUUACUCAGAAAAAGUGCUUCCGUUUAUGGAGUAUAAAAAUAGGAACUCAUUAUGCAAUACGCUAAGAGUGCUGAAUAUUGCCAAUACCGCCGUUACCAGUUUAGGUGUAUUACUCGCUUUGAUGCAAAUUCCACAGCUCGAGUCUUUAGCGGAGUAUAACUAUAUGGAACACGUAGCAGAAAUAACGCAUAAACUUAUCAAUUUAAAAGUUCCGUUCAAUUUAACUGAAGCGAAGAGUAGCAAAACAACAUCCUUUAACAUAAAACUUUUAGCACAAGUAUGUCCAAGAGUAAACAAAUUACAUAUUUAUGAACUAUACCAUUCUCCAGAUAUGUUAUGCCUCUUCCCUCAUAUUACUUCAUUAAGCAUAUAUAACGUACCGCCGAAGAAGAAAUGGUUAAAAGAUUUUUACAAUUAUCUUCAGACAAAUGGCCAAAAUUUAAGUGAACUCAAUAUUCAAAUGGCGCAAAAUCAUAAUCCUUUGCAAGUUGACUUAAGAAAAAUUUUGAGUAAUUGUCCUAAUAUACAUACACUCAUUAAAAAUGGAUCAAAUAUAGUUUGGACCAAAGGACGUGACCCUCCGCCUUUUAAAUAUUUAAAGAAAAUUCAACUCGGAUGCACAGUAAAGGCAUUGGUAAUUACAAAAAUAUUUUUACUAGUUCCCGAAUUAACAGCAUUGCAUAUUCACAGUUGUCUUGAUUUGACAAAUAAGCACCUAAAAAAAUUACUAAAACCAUCUAUCAUAUACAAAAACAAUCAAGGAUUAGAUGAAUGUAAUAAUUUACAAAAUUUAACAUGCUUCUACAUUUCCGAAGCAAGUAAAGUAUCGAUGACUGUCUUGCUAAAUAUAGUCCGAAGUUACAAACAAUUAAAAUGGUUUGGAAAUUUGGCAAAAUGGGACUUAGACAAUGAAGACGUUGAAAUGUUAAGAACCAUUAUAAACCGUGAAAACAUAAAUGUAAAUUUAUGCUUCGAUUCUCAUUGGUACUGGAAUAAUUGUGGAAUAAUUCAAUAGUAUACAACGGUUUAAUACUUUGUAAAAUAAUAUUUUAUAUUAAUCAUAAAUAAUGACAUUAUUAAUCAGUUUAAUAUUAAAACUUUAAUAAAUUAAAGAUGCGUCAGUAUUUUAAGAUUUACUUGAGAUGUUGUUUCAUACAGUAGACUAUGAAAACUUAAAUGCCUGCUUUCUUUACGUGUAUAUGUCACAUGAUUUAUAAGAUAAUCAAUAAAAAUUAAAAUAUUUCUCCUUA
This is a messenger RNA of Monomorium pharaonis (pharaoh ant), 4843 nucleotides long. RefSeq lists its product as uncharacterized. Gene Ontology annotation, biological process: SCF-dependent proteasomal ubiquitin-dependent protein catabolic process. The coding region runs from base 2866 to 4608 and encodes 580 amino acids. NCBI's taxonomy places the organism in Eukaryota, Metazoa, Arthropoda, Insecta, Hymenoptera, Formicidae. The record is from RefSeq and is a predicted model, not a curated record. The transcript has 2 exons. Gene Ontology annotation, cellular component: SCF ubiquitin ligase complex.